AUGCGUAAAUGUUCAGUGUCUGGGUGUAACAGCCAAAAUCGUAAUAUUAAAGUGACACUUUUCAGUGUCACAAAUGCGAAUAAGUCAUCUUGGGAAUCAGAAAUCCGUAGUUCAAUUAAUAAUCAGGUAAAAGAUAUAAAGUAUGUUUGCUCAGAACAUUUUUUACCUAAAGAUAUUAAUACUACAUACCCAAUACCAUCAGAUGUAAUCGAAGAAUUCGGACAGAAAAAAGUGUUCUCAUUGAAGAAGGGGGCUAUUCCCUCAUUAUUCAACCAAAUACUUUCUCGUAGUGAUAGUACUCAAUAUGAACCAAAAACUCACUCUGCUAGAAGAGAACUUUUUACAGCAGAAGCUCCCAAAAUUCUUAAAAGAAAUGUUGAUUCUGUUGAUUCGACUUCAAACUGUACAUCAUGCAAACAGAUUUGUUUAGUAGAUAUAAAAAAACAAAAGUUUGUAAUUGAUCCAGUAAGCUUGCCACUUGGUUGGGCAAGUUAUAACAACAACAAUACUGUAGUGUUUUUCAAACCAGUUUACUUGAUUGAUAAACUUGUAAUUGAAAAACAAAUUGUAAUAAAAAAUGAUGAAGUCGCCAGUUUUUAUAUUUUCAAUAAGUUGAUAGAUCCUACAAAUGCAGGGUUGAUUCAAAUCAAAUUUCCUGUAAACAAUAAAAAUGUGUUAGAAGCAAUAAAAUAUUUUCAUUGCAAACAAAUUUGUCAAGGUGGACCAAUGGUUAUUAAUUUUCCAGAAAUUGUUAAUUCUAGUAAAGCACCUAAACCCAAUAAUAGGAGAUAUUCAGAAAAUUGGAUUCUGUUAUGCAUUUUGUUAAAAAUAAGGUCAACUUCAACAUACACAUUUUUAAGAGAGCAAGAGAUACUUCCUUUACCUUGCACUCGUACUAUCAGAACAUAUUUAUCACUAGUUAGAACUCAAUGUGGCUUUGAUGAAAAAUUUUUUUUAUUGUUUAAAAAAAAAAUGACAAUACUGAAUCAUCAACAAAAGCAUGGUAUGCUUGUAUUUGAUGAAAUAUUUUUGCGGGAAAGCAUAAAUAGUCUUACAGUUAACUUCACCCAACCAAUUGCAGUCUUCACUUCAAAAGGACCAGUUAAAGGAACAGUAUUAGCACAACUAGUGAUAAAAGCUAUAUGCCUAUUAGAAAGAGCUGGAGCAAUAAUAGAUGGAGUAGUUUCUGAUGGAGCUACUACUAAUCGUAAGCUCUGGUCACAGUUAGGCAUAAGUGGUGAGAUAGGAAAAAUCACUAAUGCUUUUCAACAUCCUUUGGACUCUAAAAGAAGAAUUUACAUGUUAUCAGACCCUCCGCAUUUGAUCAAAAAUGUCCGCAACAGAUUAUACAAUAAGAAGGCAUUGAGAGAAUCGCCAAAUGUGAGUUAUGUAAGGUGGUCACAUUAUGUGGAUGUGCAUACAAAUGAUUUAAAAAGAGAUUCAAAUUCUCCAUCAAGAGUGUGUCCAAAAAUCACCCAGAGACAUUUAGCACUUGAUAAUUUCAGUAAAAUGAGCGUAAAAUUAGCAACCCAGAUUUUUAGUAAUUCAAUGGCCAAAGGGAUUGAGUAUUAUAGGUGUUACGAAAAAGUGGAAUCUCUUAAAAAUAGUGAAAACACACAAUUAUUUACAGAGCGUUUAAAUCAAUUGUUUGACGCUUUAAAUCGGAAGUUUCCAGCAGAGGGCAUUAAAAGUAAAAGCAAUGACUUUGAUGUAUUAGAAAAAACAUUAAAAUGGCUUGAUUUAUGGGAAGACAAUGUCAUUAAUCAUACCAUACCUGAGGAUGAAUUUCUCACAAAAUCAACUGCUGAAGGUUUGCGAGUUACUAUCAAAUCAGUAAUUGAGUUGUCCAAAUAUCUCUUGGAAGAAUGUGAGUUCAAAUAUGUUUUAACAUCCAAAAUGAACCAAGAUCGUGUAGAACAAUUUUUCGGUAUGGCACGACAAGCUACGGGUCCUAAUGAUCACCCAAACUGUCCUACGUUUUUACAAGUAUAUAAAAUGCUAACUAUGUAUUCGAUACUAAAGCCUCCUAAAACUGGAAACUGCAUGAUACUGGAUUCAACAACACCAAAAAUUACAAUUAGUGAUCUUAAGAAUGUUUUUAGUAAAUAUGAUACACCAGAAAGACAAAUAAAAAUUAAUAAACUUACAGAGAGGCUUGAUACAUUAGUUACACAAGAUGUGGAAGUGGAUGAUGUAUUUCAACCAGAUAUUUUUAUUGAUCAUAACUAUUACAAAUCUAACUCAGAAACUUGUGUGUUAUAUUAUAUAUGUGGGUUUGUUUCAAGACAUAUAAACAAACAUAUUAAGUGCAGUGAUUGUCAACAAGCAGUAUUAGGAAAAACUUCAUAUUGUGAUUCGCCUGAAGCAACACUGACAAAUAUGAAAUCUAGAGGGGGUUUAUGCCACCCAAACAUGUUUUUGUUUCAUUUGUUGGUAGACAUAGAAGACUCAUUCAAAAAGUUUUGUGAUGAAUAUGAUGUUUUUGAAUUGACUGUUGAUGAUUUCUUUAACAAAAAACAACAACUGAUAAAAACAUUUCCAUGCGCUACUCAUAAAAGUGAGAUACUUACCUUUAUAAUAUCAUACUACAUUACAACAAGAAUGCAUCAGUACACAAAAAUCUCAAACAUAGACCAACAUAAAAAUAAUGCAAAAAAGAAGAAAAAUUCAAAAUUUGUUAAUACAUAA
Molecule: messenger RNA, 2688 nt
Organism: Macrosiphum euphorbiae (potato aphid)
Lineage: Eukaryota; Metazoa; Arthropoda; Insecta; Hemiptera; Aphididae
Source: the annotation of a GenBank genome assembly